Molecule: messenger RNA, 5394 nt
Organism: Candida tropicalis MYA-3404
Lineage: Eukaryota; Fungi; Ascomycota; Pichiomycetes; Serinales; Debaryomycetaceae
Product: CFEM domain-containing protein
Exons: 1
Coding region: 1-5394 (1797 amino acids)
Biological process (GO): negative regulation of protein sumoylation
Molecular function (GO): calcium ion binding
Source: RefSeq, a predicted model, not a curated record
AUGAACAUCUGUGUAUAUAUAUACCAGGACGUUUUCCCCCAUCCUACUGCAUUUGCCAGAAACAACUCACUUACACAACACAUCCAAGCUACUGCUGAGUCUUGUUUUUUUCCUUGUCGCUACCACCCGCACUUCUCACUCGCUGCUCACUCACUACUCACUCACUACUCACUCGCUUUUCACUUUUUAUUUUUUCUGUUGCGUACACGACCACCGAGAGAAGCAAGAUCAACAAAACGCGAAAUGGUCAAUUUAGCUUCAAUUUUUACCGUUUUGGCACUCACGAGUGCACAAUUAAUUACCCAACCCAUCAAACGUGAUGAGGCAGACGCUUAUACCCAAUACCCGUCAGUUCCGAAAACUGCAUCCAUAAAUGGAUUCGCCGACCGUAUCUAUGCCUUGGUUCCUGAUUGUGCAAAGGAUUGCUUGAGAGAAUCAACAGGAAGCACCCCCUGCCCAUACUGGGACACCGGUUGUUUGUGUAUCAUGCCGACGUUCGCAGGCGCGAUCGGAAACUGUAUUGCCGACAACUGUCGCGGCAACAACGUCGUUGUCGCCACCAGCUUGGCCUACUCCAUCUGCUCCUCUGCCGGUGUAUGGGAGCCUUACUGGAUGCCCCCAGCCAGUGUCACUACCAGGUUGAACGAAGCCGCUGCUGCUGAACCAACCGACGAAACCUCUUCUCCGCAAGAAGAGACUUCCGCUGUGGAAGAGACCUCUGCUCAAGAGCCACAACACUCGUCCUCUGAACAACCUGAAGAAACCAGUGCUGCUGCACAACCUGAAGAGACCAGUACUGCUGAAGAAUCUAGUUCUGCUAUUGAAGAAACCUCUGCUGUUGUUGAAGAAACAUCUACUGUUGUUGAAGAAACAUCUACUGUUGCUGAAGAAUCUAGUCCUGCUGUUGAAGAAACCUCUGCUGCUGAGCAAACUAGUUCUGCUAUUGAAGAAACUAGUUCUGCUGUUGAAGAAACCAGUUCUGCUGCUCAAUCUUCUGCUGCUGCUCAACCAUCUAGUGCUGAUGAAGAAACCUCUACUGUUGUUCAAGAAUCUUCUGCUGCUCAAGAAUCUUCUGCUGCUCAAGAAUCUUCUGCUGUUCAAUCAUCAAGUAGUGCUGAUGAAGAAACAUCUACUGCUGCUCAAUCAUCUGGUGCUGCUGAAGAAACUAGUUCUGCAGUUGAAUCAUCUACUGCUGCUGAGGACUCUGCUGUAUCUAGUGCUGGACAACCUGAAGAAACCAGUACUGCUCAAGAAACUAGUACUGCUGAAUCAUCUACUGCUGCUGAGGACUCUGCUGUAUCUAGUGCUGGACAACCUGAAGAAACCAGUACUGCUCAAGAAACUAGUACUGCUGAAUCAUCUACUGCUGCUGAGGACUCUGCUGUAUCCAGUGCUGGACAGCCUGAAGAAACCAGUACUGCUCAAGAAACUAGUACUGCUGAAUCAUCUACUGCUGCUGAAGAAACUGCAGUUCCAUCUCCUGAACCAUCAAUGGUGGCAUGUUUGCUUAACGGUGAAGAAGUUGCCAAGGUGGAAUUUGAAACAGGUACUUGUGAUUUUGAGCUUCCAACAGAUUUAAAAACAUUCUUUAGUUUCGUUGCAUCAAACGAUUACAACGUCCAAUACUAUUAUGUAACAGCUGCAGACGAAAGAUACACUAAUGACAUUCGUAAUGCCGGUAGAACUAUCAGUAUUCCUGCAAGAUAUUUGGUUGACGAGACCACACCAUUGUUCCAAGUCCACUUACAAAAGGCACCAGCAAGAAAGAGAGACGAAGUUGAUGAUUUCCUCAAUUCUCUUGGUGAUGAAGAAGGUACUCAGGUUGACGUUGUCAUUGGUGCAGUUCCUGUUGAGGAACCAUCUUCUAGUAGUUCGCCAAUUCCUGAAUCCUCUUCUGCUGCUGAAUCCUCCCCAGCUGAAUCAACCCCUGCUGAAUCAACUCCAGUUGAAUCCUCUUCUGCUGAGUCUACUCCAGUUGAAUCCACUCCAGCAGAAUCCACCCCAGUUGAAUCUACUCCAGUUGAAUCCUCUUCUGCUGAAUCUACUCCAGUUGAAUCCUCUCCAGUUGAAUCCUCUCCAGUUGAAUCAACCCCAGCAGAAUCCACCCCAGUUGAAUCUACUCCAGUUGAAUCCUCUUCUGCUGAAUCUACUCCAGUUGAAUCCUCUCCAGUUGAAUCCUCUCCAGUUGAAUCCUCUCCAGUUGAAUCCUCUCCAGUUGAAUCCACCCCAGUUGAAUCUACUCCAGUUGAAUCUUCUUCUGCUGAAUCUACUCCAGUUGAAUCUACUCCAGUUGAAUCUACUCCUGCUGAAUCUACUCCUGCUGAAUCUACUCCAGUUGAAUCUACUCCAGUUCAAUCCUCUCCAGUUGAAUCCUCUCCAGCUGAGUCUACUCCUGCUGAAUCUACUCCUGCUGAAUCUACUCCUGCUGAAUCUACUCCUGCUGAAUCUACUCCUGCUGAAUCUACUCCUGCUGAAUCUACUCCAGUUGAAUCUACUCCAGUUCAAUCCUCUCCAGUUGAAUCCUCUCCAGCUGAGUCUACUCCUGCUGAAUCUACUCCAGUUCAAUCCACUCCAGCAGAAUCCUCUUCUGCUGAAUCAACCCCAGCAGAAUCCACUCCAGCAGAAUCCACCCCAGUUGAAUCUACUCCAGUUGAAUCUUCUUCUGCUGAAUCUACUCCAGUUGAAUCCUCUCCAGUUGAAUCCUCUUCUGCUGAGUCUACUCCAGUUGAAUCCUCUCCAGUUGAAUCCUCUUCUGCUGAAUCCACCCCAGCUGAAUCUACUCCAGUUGAAUCCUCUCCAGUUGAAUCUUCUUCUGCUGAAUCGACCCCAGCUGAUUCUACUCCUGCUGAGUCUACUCCUGCUGAAUCUACUCCUGCUGAAUCUACUCCUGCUGAAUCUACUCCAGUUGAAUCCACUCCAGCAGAAUCCUCUUCUGCUGAAUCAACCCCAGCAGAAUCUACUCCUGCUGAAUCUACCCCUGGUGAAUCUACUCCUGCUGAAUCUACUCCUGCUGAAUCUACUCCUGCUGAAUCUACUCCUGCUGAAUCUACUCCAGUUGAAUCUACUCCAGUUCAAUCCACCCCAAUUGAAUCAACCCCAGUUGAAUCCACCCCUGGUGAAUCAACCCCAGCUGAGUCUACUCCUGCUGAAUCUACUCCUGCUGAAUCUACUCCUGCUGAAUCUACUCCUGCUGAAUCUACUCCUGCUGAAUCUACUCCUGCUGAAUCUACUCCUACUGAAGAAUCAUCCGGUACUGAAGUGACAUCUGCUCCUGAAGAAAGUGCUACUAGUGAUGUAUCAUCCACUGUUGAUGCAACCAGUGAUGAACCUUCCGUCACAUCAGAUGAAGUUACUUCUGAAACCCCAUCCGAGGUGGCCUGUUUCUUGAAUGGUGAACAAAUCUCCGUGGUUGAUUAUGCCACUGGUGUCUGUGACUUUGAAAUCCCAGAUUACUUAGAAACAUUCUUCAACUUUGUCUCAUCCCAAGAUUACAAUAUCCAAUACUACUAUGCACGUGUAAGUGGUAAUCAAUACACCAAUGAUAUCCGUAGUGCUGGAAGAAUAGUUAGCAUUCCUGCUAGAGUCUUGUUCGAGUUGCACACCAAAUUGUUCCAAGUCCACUUGCAAGAAGGUUCAACCAGAAAGAGAGAUGACGUCGACGAUUUUAUUGAUUCUAUUAUCGACACGGAUGGUACUGAAACUGAUGUUGAUCUUUCUGCUGGUAUUCCUGUUGAUGAGGUAGCAUCCAGUUCUGCCGCUGAAUCCACUCCAGCAGAAUCCUCUGCUGCUGAAUCCACUCCUGCUGAAUCCACUCCAGCAGAAUCCUCUGCUGCUGAAUCCACUCCUGCUGAAUCCACUCCAGCAGAAUCCUCUGGUGUUGAAUCCUCUGUCGCUGAAUCCUCUGUCUCUGAAUCCUCUGUCGCUGAAUCCUCUGUCGCUGAAUCCUCUGGUGUUGAAUCCACUCCUGCUGAAUCCAGUGCUGCUGAAUCCAGUGCUGCUGAAUCCUCUGCUGCUGAAUCCAGUGCUGCUGAAUCCAGUGCUGCUGAAUCCUCUGGUGUUGAAUCCUCUGCCGCCGAAUCCUCUGCUGCUGAAUCUUCUGCUGCUGAAUCCUCUGCUGCUGAAUCUUCUGCUGUUACUGAAUCUUCAGCUGCUACUGAAUCUGAAUCCACUACUGCGUCAGAUGUCGAAAAUACUUCUGGUGAAUCUACACUUGUUGAAUCCGAAUCCACUACUGCUACUGGUGGCGAAGGUGAGGGUUCUCAUUGUGAGUCUGGAGUCUGUACUAACACCAAGACUGAUUCUACAACCAAGAGUGACACUGCCACUAAUACCGCCACUACUACGACUACUGCUAAACCAAGUGACUUACCAGGCACUCUUACAGUUACCGAAACUUGUACUGAUGAUGAGGGUCACGUGACUACUGAAACUGUUAUCAUCACUUCCCAUGUUACUGAAUACUGUGAACAAACGUCUGCUUCUGCUAAACAAUCCUCUGCUUGUGACGAGCAAUCCAGUGCCAAGUCCGAACAAAGCUCUGCCUCGAAGGAGCAAGACAAGGUUGUCACCACCAUCUACUCCUGUGAAUCGGCCAAGAGCUCUCUUGAAUCUGUCAAGUCCAGUGCUGAAUCUGCCCACAAGACCGACAUUGUUGCCAGCUGUGAAAGUGAAUUGAGUUCCAUCAAAUCCGUUGAGUCUGUUGCUUAUGUUACUCUUACUUCAUUGAUUGAAGUUCAAGAAUCAUGCAUUGCCAAACAAACUUCUUUGGUCGAAGUUCAAUCGUCUGCUGCUUCUGUCCAAUUGAGUGCUGCACAUGCACAAGAAUCAUCGCGUGCUGUUGAUUAUGCCAAAUCUGCUGUCUCAGAAGCAUCCAAGGCUGGUGAUAGAGUUGAGACUGUCAUUGAACACACUACAUUGACUGUUGGACACGGUGGUUCACCAUCCCAAGAAACUGCUGCUCCAGGUUCUGGUUCUACUUCUGGCUCUGGCUCUACUUCUGGCUCUGGUUCCAACUCUGGCUCUGGUGAACAAUCUGGUUCUGGUUCCAACUCUGGUUCUGGUGAACAAUCUGGCUCUGGUGAACAAUCUGGUUCUGGUUCCAACUCUGGCUCUGGUUCUACUUCUGGCUCUGGUUCUAACUCUGGUUCUGGCUCUGGUUCUACUUCUGGUUCUGGUUCUGGUUCUGGUUCUGGCUCUGGUGAACAAGUUUCUGCAUCAACUUUGAUUACUAUUUCUACACAUUCGGGUACUGUUGCAGCUGGUCAAGAUUCAGGUACAGCUGGUGCUACUGCUACUGCUACUGCUACUGCUAUUGCUAACGCUGCAUCAUCAAUUGGCGCUAGUGCAUUUGCAUUAGUUAUUUCAACCGGUAUGUUUAUUGGUCUUUUCAUUUAG